This is a messenger RNA of Leishmania mexicana MHOM/GT/2001/U1103, 714 nucleotides long. RefSeq lists its product as hypothetical. NCBI's taxonomy places the organism in Eukaryota, Euglenozoa, Kinetoplastea, Trypanosomatida, Trypanosomatidae. The record is from RefSeq and is a predicted model, not a curated record. The transcript has a single exon. The coding region runs from base 1 to 714 and encodes 237 amino acids.
AUGCAACCGCGGCGUAUGGCAGGCCACUUCAACCCCACGCCGCAGGCGAACAGCCUCGCCGCGACCCACUACGCGCACGCACCGGAGUUGCGGCACAUGGCCGAUGGGGCCGCCAUGUCGCUCCGCGGCCAGCGCAUACCUUUACUGAAGCCGACACUUUCCAAGUGGUCUCGGCAGCUCCGCUCCGACAUCUACGAUGAACUGCUGAAGCUGCCACUGCGCUACGCACUGCACGACUUCCGCACGCUGCAAGCACACAUCCACGCUAUCCCGGGCACCGCCACGAAUGCAAGCGGCACUGCUACUGUCGGAGAGCGACUGCCACCUGGCGUGUACCACGCCUCUAGCAACCUCUCCCCCGCGUCGCCGGAUGCGCCGGCGUACUACGCAGUGGCAGGCCGCGACUCGGCGGUCGGGUACGCGCCACCGCUCGGCCCUGCGGACCCGGUCGACGUGAUCCCCUUCUUCGUGCACCGCAGCAGCAAUGGCCAUCUCCCCGGCAAGGUCUACUCCAUGAACGCCAAGACGCUCAUGCCAGCCUUUUAUAUGCGAAUCCAGAACAUCGAGGGCGACAUGUUCCGCUUCGAGGAGGAGCUGAUGAAGAUCUUUCCGACCAAGAAGAUCUUUGUGCGCAGCCACUCCGUGUACGUGUACAAUGUGAACUUGGAUGGGCGUGCUGUCUUGCACCACUGGCUGCUGGGGCUAGGGUUUUGA